UGAAACUGCGAAUCGAUGCGCUUGGCGUGAACGAGAGGAGAACUUUUAAUGUUGUAAUAUUUCGCUUUUUUUAUACGACCGUUAAACACCAACAAACUCCUGUAUAGUAUCCUCGCGGUUCCAAACUCCAAGAUGUUCAACAGACAGACGAGCCUGUGGAUGGGUGAUUUGGACCCAUACAUGGAUGAAAACUUCAUCAAGCAGGCUUUCAGUGCUAUGGGAGAAUCGCCGUUUGGAGUCAAGAUCAUCACUCACAGGAUAACAGGUGGUUCUGCAGGAUACUGCUUUGUGGAGCUGGCAGAUGAAGCAAGCGUCGACCGCUGUGUCCAAAGACUGAACGGAAAACUGGUUCCUGGAUCUAAUCCGCCCCGGAAGUUUAAGCUAAACUAUGCCACCUAUGGGAAACGGCCAGAGGCAGGGCCAGAAUUUUCAGUGUUUGUAGGCGACUUGGCCUCUGAGGUGGACGACUUCCAGCUGCACCAAGUUUUUAAGAAGUACCCUUCCUGCAAAGGAGCCAAAGUCGUCACAGACCAGUAUGGAUACUCCAGAGGCUACGGCUUUGUCAAGUUCGGGGAGGAGACCGAGCAGAAGAAGGCGAUCGAGGAGUGCCAGGGAACGAUGCUCGGCGGAAAGCCGCUCAGACUCAGCAUCGCUGUAGCAAAGAGCCAAAAGAUGAGCAGCUACCACGGGGGCCAGGGCCAGAAUUACCAUAGCAACUACAACCAGUCUCAGUCCAGUUACUACGGCAGCCAAAGCAGCGGGGGUCAGGGAGGUUACUACUCUCAGUGGGGGGGCUAUGACCAGUACAGUGGCUACAACAGCAGCGGCUACAACAGCGGUUACAACAGUGGCUACAACAGUGGCUACAACUAUAACUACGGGCCCUAUGGAUACCCCCCACCUGGCCACAUGAUGCCUCCACCUCCCAUGGGGAUGCCACCCAUGUCCACUGACAUGUCAGGAGCUGUAGAGCAGAGUCACGAGGAGACGGAAGAAAUGGAGGAUGAUAAUGCUGAAGAGCCCAUCCCUGAAUGUGACGUGGACCAGUGGAACAAAGACUUCAUGCAGCGCAGCGAGGAGCUCUACGACGCCAUGAUGAACUGUCAUUGGGAAACUCUGAACACCGUCGAUUCCCCCAUCCCCUCCCUCCCAUGAUAACUUUUUUUUUGUCUCUUCUGACCCCCCCACCCCUCCCCCCAACAAACCAGUGAAUAAUUUUUUUUAAUGAUUGUGUAAUCCCCAUAAUCUUGAUGAUUUAAAGCUACAUUGACGCCUUAUAAAGGCCUCUUCACUUCAGUCUCUGAACUUUAUCCAAGCCUGAACAAAGGCUGACAGUACUUGUUCCUCUUCAAAUACUUAAAGUGCAUAUAAGCAUUCACUUGAUUUUAAUGUUUACCAUGUUGGUAAUAUACAGAGAGUUACUGUGUAGUCCAUACUGUGUAGUAUGAACUCCUCUAUACACCAGAGCUAAAAGUUGAGGGAUGAAGUGCUGACGUUGCCUUCUCUGCUGUCGAUUGGCGCGGGUCAACGUUUUGCGUUUAAUGAUGUCACAGAGGAACAAACACCACUGUCAUUCAUUCAUGUUGAUCCACGCUGAACUGGUCACCAGCAAACGCUAACUUUGCUCUUUGAAUACGGCCCCAACUCUUUAGGAAGGGAGAGUCCUCUGAAGACAGAAAAUAAAACUAUGCCUUUAUCGUCAUCUGCCAUGUACUUCUACGAUAGUCAAUAGAUUUUUUUUUAUGUGUAAAUACAAGAUAUCGAUCUGUCUUGUCUUGUUCAUUUUUAAUGAAGGAUGAAUUUUCUUGUUUUUUUUUUUUCAUUUUUCUGAUAGAUGUAAUGAACUUUAUCUGGAAUGAUGAUGACGUGGAGUUUACCCAGCAACAGUCAGUCAGAAAUGUAAUUUAUCACUGUUUUUUUUCUGUGUAAUAGAUGAAUGGGACAACCUCUCAAUACUGCUGAGCGCCAGCAAACUGUAUGUCAUGGUUUUGUGAGGCCGACACAGCUGGUUUGCUGUAGCAGAUGUCCAGCUUUUUUCUUCCCUGCUGUCUGAUGGCUGAUGUUUUGUAUGUUUUCUUUCUGGAGACGUUCUAUCAAAAAAAUACAAUUUAAGAGGAAAA
Molecule: messenger RNA, 2120 nt
Organism: Seriola dumerili (greater amberjack)
Lineage: Eukaryota; Metazoa; Chordata; Actinopteri; Carangiformes; Carangidae
Gene: trnau1apb
Product: tRNA selenocysteine 1-associated protein 1-like
Exons: 9
Coding region: 133-1155 (340 amino acids)
Molecular function (GO): RNA binding
Source: RefSeq, a predicted model, not a curated record